CAAAAUAAGUACCGAAAAUAGUAAUAAAUACUCGGUAUUUUUGUACCUAACAUAUCUAUUUAUUUUGUGAAAUUUGUUAGUCUUAUAAAAAAAAAAAAAAAAUAAAUAAUGUCUUCUGCAAAACGUGUAUCAAGAACCAGCACAUCAACUCCAACCCCAACAGGGGCUGGCAGUGCUGGAAAUAGGUCCUCCAGUCCAAGAAGUCCAACACGCACAAGUCGCCUUCAGGAGAAGGCAGAACUUCAGAAUCUCAAUGAUCGUCUUGCAUGUUAUAUCGAUCGUGUUCGAAAUUUGGAAAAUGAAAAUUCCCGAUUGACCGUUGAAGUACAUACGGCACGUGAAACGGUCACUCGAGAAGUUUCAAAUAUUAAAGCCAUAUAUGAACAUGAAUUGUCAGCUGCACGAAAACUUUUAGACGAAACGGCUCGUGAUAAGGCUAAAUUAGAAAUUGAAAACAAACGACUUUGGGAUGAGAAUGAUGAUCUUAAAAUCAGACUCGACAAAAAAACAAAAGAUCUUAAUGUUGCUGAGAAUAGUGCUCGCGUAUAUGAAUCUCGUUGCAGUGAAUUAACUGGCAAAUACAACAAUGCCAAUGCCGAUCGUAAAAAGGCUCAAGACGAAGCCAGAGAAUUACUCAAAGAAAACGAAAGGUUGCGUGCAUUGCUCGAAGAUUUGCGCAAACAACUUGAACAAGAAACGCUAGCCCGUGUUGACCUUGAAAAUGCCAAUCAAAGUCUACGCGAGGAAUUAUCCUUCAAGGAUCAAAUUCAUUCGCAAGAAUUAACCGAAACACGCAGUCGGCGACAAGUUGAAAUUAGUGAAAUUGAUGGUCGCUUAUCGCAACAAUAUGAAGCUAAAUUGCAGCAAUCAUUGCAAGAACUUCGUGAUCAAUACGAACAACAAAUGCAAGCUAAUAGAAAUGAUAUUAUUUUGUUAUAUGAUAAUAAAGCUAAAAAUUUGCAAAGUGCUGCAACUCGCAAUGCCAAUGCUGCCUCUCAAAUGUCUGAAGAAUUACGUAUUAGUCGUACAAAAAUUGAUUCUUUAAAUUCACGUAUUGGUGAAUUAGAGUCUCAGAAUGCUACUCUUAACGGUCGCCUUCGUGAUAUGGAAAAACUUUUUGACCAUGAACGUGCUCGUCACAAUCAAGAAACUUCCCUUCUCGAAGCUGAACUUAAUCGUAUGCGCGAGGAAAUGGCUCAGCAACUUCAAGAAUACCAGGAUCUUAUGGAUAUCAAAGUAUCACUUGACUUGGAGAUAGCUGCUUAUGACAAGCUAUUACGCGGCGAGGAACAUCGUCUAAAUAUGUCCCCUGGCGGAACUGCAACAACUUCUUCAAAUUCAUCAGCAAUGCGUUCAAGUCGUCUUAUUUCGUCAGCAGCUCCAUCUGGUAGUCAAUUAUCGGCUGGCGUUAAACGUCGUCGUACCGUAGUCGAUGAAUCUGAAGAUCGAAGUGUCUCCGAGUACUCAGUAAAUGCAACAUCUAAAGGUGAUAUUCAAAUAUUGGAAGCUGAUAGUGAAGGUCGUUUUAUUAAACUUCAAAACAAAAGCAACGAUGAAGUUAAUUUAACUGGAUGGCAAUUGAUUCGUUUUGCUGGUGAUAAUGAGCUUGCUUAUAAAUUUGGACGUGGAACGAAAAUUGAUGGCGGAGCAACGCUUACCAUUUGGUCUGUAGAUGCAGGAAGUCAUGAGCCACCAUUAAGUAUUCAAAUGAAGAAAAAAUGGCCAACUAGUGAUACUAUGAAGACGAUUCUAAUGAAUACAGAUCGAGAAGAUGUUGCAGCAUACGAACGGAUAAAAUCCAAUGUUUCGAGUCAUGCAUCACGUCAUAGGACAACGGGCAGUGGUUUUACUUUAGGAUCAUCUGCAACCUCAACUGGAGUUCGUAGUCUUUUCUCGAUGCUGUUCUAAGAAGAAAAAAUGCCUUACUUAUAAUAUAUAGAAUAAGAAUGUUAAAUAUCAACAGAAAUGAAAAACAAAUCAAAAAAAUCUGUUUUUCAUUUUUCAAAAAUUCUAAAAAAAAAAAAAAAAACAAAGAAGACAGUUGUUUAAAUGAUAUAGUUUCAAAAGGCAGGUGUAUAUUUGAAAGGUUUGGAAAAUUAAAACACUUCAAAACAUUGCUUUCUAUUAAUUAAACUCAA
Molecule: messenger RNA, 2138 nt
Organism: Episyrphus balteatus (marmalade hoverfly)
Lineage: Eukaryota; Metazoa; Arthropoda; Insecta; Diptera; Syrphidae
Product: lamin-C
Exons: 4
Coding region: 109-1908 (599 amino acids)
Source: RefSeq, a predicted model, not a curated record